Molecule: messenger RNA, 2334 nt
Organism: Bactrocera neohumeralis
Lineage: Eukaryota; Metazoa; Arthropoda; Insecta; Diptera; Tephritidae
Product: outer membrane usher protein MrkC-like
Exons: 1
Coding region: 1-2334 (777 amino acids)
Biological process (GO): pilus assembly
Cellular component (GO): cell outer membrane
Molecular function (GO): protein binding; fimbrial usher porin activity
Source: RefSeq, a predicted model, not a curated record
AUGGGAAGCCAUGAUAAGGCAGAUCUCUCAAAAUUCACAUCUACCGGUAUUGCCGCAGGCGUUUAUUCACUGGAUGUUUAUACUAAUGGUGAGUGGAAAGGUCGUUAUGACAUUACGGUAAAGAAACAAAAGGAUGGUAAGAUAGGGGCUUGUUACGAUAAGGAAAUGCUGAAUCAAUAUGGCAUCUCGGAAGAGAAACUUAAUGACCAAUUGAGAAAGCAAACUAAUUAUUGCGGGCCGUUGUCUGAAUGGAUAGAUUCGGAUAACGUAACUGAUGCGUUGAGUAAGCCUAAGAUGAGACUGGAUAUUUCAGUUCCACAGGCUUACCAAAAUCAGACUUAUCGAAAUUACGUAAGCCCUGAAUUCUGGGAAACAGGUAUCCCGGCCAUGAACAUAGGCUGGAAUGGAAACAUUUGGAAUUCUCACUAUAACUCAAAUGGUGGGACGGAUACCACUACUGGGUAUCUGGGACUUAAUGCUGCAAUGACGUAUGGCGGUUGGUCAUUGAAGCACAGAGGAGCGUUAUCUUGGCAGGACAAGAAAGGUACUGAAUGGAAUAGUACUCAAACGUUCUUACCACGUCCACUACCUGCAAUUAAGUCAAUCAUCUCUGCCGGGCAGGUUAAUGGCAGUGGUGAGUUCUUUGAUUCGGUAUCUAUCCGUGGUGUUAAUCUUAAAACUGACGAUGAGAUGUUCCCGGAUGGAAUGAGAAACUUCGCACCUGAAAUUAGAGGGAUUGCUCAAACCAACGCCCUUAUUACUGUCCGUCAGUCAGGUUCGGUAAUUUAUCAAACUACGGUUACCCCGGGUCCCUUCGUCCUUAAAGACGUAUAUCCUACCGGAUUCGGUAAUAACCUUGAAGUAACUGUAAAAGAGUCUAACGGUUCGACAACAAGUUUUAUCGUACCUUAUAACUCUGUCUCUAAGUUACUUCGCCCUGGAAUGAACCGCUAUGAGUUAACAGUGGGUAAACCAGAUGACUCUUAUCUUAAAGAUAAACCGGUUAUCUACCAGGGAACAUUCCAGCAUGGUUUUAAUAACAUUAUUACCGGGUAUGCUGGUGUUAGUGGUUUUGAUAACUACCAGUCCUUCUUACUUGGAACUGGUGUCAAUACAAGCUUAGGUGGUUUCUCCUUUGAUGUUACGGAUUCUAAACUUAAAGGUAAACGGAAUCCUGAGAAAGGAAAGAUGUAUCGCGCAACUUUCUCUCGGAGUUUCUCAGAAACAAAUACUAGUUUCUCAGUAGUAGCAACUAAGUAUUCCGAUAAAGGGUUUUAUAACCUGAAUAAUGCGCUAUAUAUUAAUGACCGCCCAUGGGAGACAUACCGUACUGAAAAAUCCAAUAUCAACCUUUCUGUCAGUCAACAGUUACCAGAUGGCUGGGGUAGUGUGAAUGCAUCCGGUCGUUUGGUGGAGUACUGGGACCAAAGCAAAAAGGAUAAACAAUAUCAGGUUACAUACAACAAUGUCUAUAAAAGACUUUCUUGGUCUGUAAGUGCAGAGCGCACUAAAUCACUGCUUAAUGGCGUUGAUCGUUCAGAUAGCAGAAUCUCGUUGAACUUCAGUUUGCCUAUGAACUUCGGCGAUAACAGAAGAACAACGUUAACCUCAAAUACCUUAGUGAAUAACUCACGUUAUAGUUCAACGCAAGUUGGAUUAAACGGAGCCUUAGGAGAGGACAAUGAUUUCAAUUAUGGGUUGAACACCACGGUUGGGGAUAAUAGAAACAUUUCCUUAAACGCAGGAUACAAAAAUACCUGGGCCAACUUAAAUGGUACAUACGGACAAGGUUCUGACUAUCGUCAAAGUUCCAUCUCUGGAUCUGGGACGAUGCUUGUUCAUAGUGAAGGCGUGACAUUCUCACCUGAAAGUGGUAACACUCUGGCAUUGAUUAAAGCAGAGAACGCCAAAGGUGGUAAAGUUGUUUCUUCACCAGGAACCCGAAUCGAUUCUAAUGGUUUUGCAAUUAUCUCUACAUUACGUCCGUAUAAAGUAAACUCUAUCGAGGUGGAUCCAAAAGGGACUUCUGAUAAUGUAACGUUAACAGAAACUGUAAAACACGUUGCCCCAUAUCAAGGCGGGAUUGUCAAAGUUACGUUCAAUACGGAACUCAAUGAUAAUCUCUAUAUCAAAGCUAAACAAGCUAACGGUAAAGCUAUUCCAUUCGGUUCUAUCAUCUAUAAUACAAAGGGUGAUGAAAUCGGUACCGUGAGCCAGGGCAGUAUGUUAUUUAUUAAAGAUGCCUCUUCUUCAAAUGCCGUUGUUAAAUGGGAGAGUGGUUCUUGUAAAUUCGCACUGCCUAAAAAUAAAGAAGGUGAAGUGAAAUGCGAUUAA